Messenger RNA from Spodoptera litura, 966 nucleotides. RefSeq names its product general odorant-binding protein 19d. Gene Ontology annotation, molecular function: odorant binding. The record is from RefSeq and is a predicted model, not a curated record. NCBI's taxonomy places the organism in Eukaryota, Metazoa, Arthropoda, Insecta, Lepidoptera, Noctuidae.
UUUAUGUUAUUAGUCCCAUGUAAUAGCGGGUGAGCCUAUUGCCAUAUACUGGGCACAAUUCCAAUUACUGAAGUAAAAAUGUCAACCAAAGUGGGAAUACACCAGCACAUAUUUAUGUUGUGUUUUGCUAUAUGACUGAAGUUAUCGAAGGUCGAAAGGUCACAGUAAUAGAUUUAUUUGAAAGCGCUUCUGCCCAAACUGUGUAUAACAUGCAGUUUCUUAGUCAGCUCUUACGACAUCCGUCAAGCAGGACUUUAAUUGUUUUUUUUACCACCAUGUUCAUAACAAAUAGAAGAAUAGCGUGACAAAAUAACAUUGCAUUUGAUUAAUUCAAAUAACAGAUUUUUUUAUAGUUGUUUUUUUCUAGAACAAUGCUGCUAAUCAAAGUCAUGAGCUGUCUCUUGCCGUUAGCUAUGGGGCUAAGAGUACAACGGUCAUCCGGAACAUUAGUUGAUUUCACUGAUCCCAAAGUUCAAGGUCAUCUGGAUGCUCUGGUUCGAAUGGCGCAAUCCUGCGUCAUCAAAGUUCGAGCAACUCCUAAGGAUGUGAGAGCAUACUUCACCAACUCCUCACCGGUCUCCAGAUCUGGGCAAUGCUUUGCUGCCUGCAUGUUGGAACAGAGUGACGUCAUCAAUCAUGGGAAGGUAAACAGAGAACUGCUAGUCCACCUCGCCAGUUUGGUCAACGGCAAGAACUCCCGCGUGGUUCGUAAACUAAACACUGUCUCCCGACUUUGCCUGGACAGCAUCGAUGGCAUGUCUGAUAGAUGUCAGCUGGCUUCCACAUACAACGACUGCCUCAAUGAGAACAUGAUAGAAUUCGCCUUCCCCCUGGAUAUAGCUGAGGAAGCUGUUAGGAAGAUGCCGUUCCAUCUCAUACAACCGAAAUUGCCUAACAUCAGUAUCAAUUCAAGACGUACAUGAACUAAAUUCCAUUGCAAGGUGAGCAGAAAAGCUAUUACAUACG